AUGACACUGCCGAUACUAACGAUUACCACAGCAUCACCGUGCGAUGAAAGUGUCGAUCGAGACGAAAACGUUUCCCCUGAAUCAACGCUUUUAAAUAACGUCAACGACGUACCACCGGUACGAAGAGGAAGACGAAGUUCAUUUGUUGUUUGUGCCCAACAAGUUAAUGCUCACCAAGAAGUAGCUGAAUGGGUUGAUGAAGACGUGAUUUUAAAUUUAUUUGAUCUAAAUGUUUCACGAUUAAAUAUUAAUGAGUAUUGCGAAGAAACGUUUCUUCAUAGCAGCCUUGAUUUGACAAAGUCGAAUUUUAAUCCGUACUAUUAUUUAUUGGCAUAUAAAUCGCAUGCCACAGUUGAUGAAUUGAGAACAGAUUUGAUUGAUUUGAAACGCAGACCAUUGGGCACUCUAGUUAAACAAAAUAUUUUACCCUUCAUUGAAGCAAUUGACAUGCUUAGUGAAAUCAAGAAAGAAUCGGUGGAAAAGGGAAGAAUUGAAGACAUUUUAUCAUGCGCAGAUGCAUUACAUGGUACAGGGUUACAAUUGUAUGCGGAAUCAAUCAGAAUUCGUAAUGCGCUGAAAGUGAUUCCCCGUUAUGAUUUCUUGUUUUCAAUUGAUCGUAAUUUAAAACAAGCAAAAUAUAAACUUGUUAUUAAUGAUUUAGCGCAUGCGCCUCGAAUGGUAGAAACAUUGGUCAACUCAAAAUCAUUAAAGUCUCUGUUUUAUCAUGAAAUCGAUCGUCAACUUGACCAUUUACAGUCAUUAUUCAGUGAACGUUUAUUAGAUGAAACGGACGAAAACCAGAUAUUAUUUAUUAGAUACCUUCAAUCAGUUGGUCGUAAUGACGAGUCAGAAUGGUGCUGUCUUCAAUAUCAGCGAGAUAUGAUAGUCACCAGUUUAACGGCGUGUGCUACAGUUGCAGAAGCGUGCAAUGUGCUGAUUUCUCUGUUUCCACAUUAUUGGAGGUUGUCGGAACUCGUCAAAUCGCGGUCAGAAGAAAUAACAUACGAGAUCAUUCAAACUUUCAGGAAUGUAGUACUAAAUGCUGAUGGCGUUUUACCGCCAAUUCCGUUUCAAGCACUGCCUGUUGAAAUACAUGAGGAUUUGCGCCAGUUAACGUACGAUUUUCAACGCAGGUGGAGAGAAAUGAGAUUGGACGAAAUGUGUGAAGAAAUACGAAAAUUGUAUUCGCAUGAUCCAUGGGAAUUAGAGCGCGAUAAUGAAGAAAUGGAGUCGUAUAUCACAGGAAUACCCACAUUAUUUCAUGAAAUAUUGAAGGUGUGGCGAGAUUAUGGUUAUUUUCGUUUAUUAAAUGAAUUCGGUGAUGUUAUUUUAAAACUACUGAGGGAACAUUCAUGUACAACAUUGAAACGAGUAAUUUUAUUAAGUGAUCUCAGGUAUAUACGACGAUCCAUAUUUCCGCGCUUAAAAGUAAGUAUACAUUUGAAUGUUGUAAAUCUUUAGAGAGAUCAGCUGGUUGUCGAAACUCAUCAAAUCGUGGUCAGAACAAAUAACAUACGAGAUCAUUCAAACUUUCAGAAAUGUAGUACUGAGAUCAGCUGGCUUUUUUUAAUUAUUCUGUUGGCAUUUAGUUUAAUGACAAUUAUCCGAGUAUUAGGUUUCAAGAGUACCUCAUUUUUCCGAACUUUUCCCUUACAUUUUCACCGCUAGCGUAAGUAUUUUAUUUUGUUUCAGAAGCAGAUCAGUCGCUGUAAUGGGUUCACAUCUCGCACAAAUGAAAAAUAUUUACUUGUUAAAACAGCAUAACUGCCUUUUCGCGUGUAUCAAUAUUCUAUCCACUAUCGGUGACUGGUUUCCGAAUAACUCUUAAACCCAAUACG
Molecule: messenger RNA, 1838 nt
Organism: Didymodactylos carnosus
Lineage: Eukaryota; Metazoa; Rotifera; Eurotatoria; Philodinida; Philodinidae
Source: the annotation of a GenBank genome assembly